Coccidioides immitis RS is the source of this 1462-nucleotide messenger RNA. RefSeq lists its product as uncharacterized. The transcript is spliced from 2 exons. Lineage: Eukaryota; Fungi; Ascomycota; Eurotiomycetes; Onygenales; Onygenaceae. The coding region runs from base 308 to 1108 and encodes 266 amino acids. The record is from RefSeq and is a predicted model, not a curated record.
GGGGACAAAGGUGAGCCUAGGUUGUUUUCUCGACACCCACACCAUGAGUGUGGCAUGCUGAUAAAUCAAGGAGUAAUAGGAUAUAAACAUCGAUCGUUGCCCCAAUUGAACGAGAACAUCAUCAUAAUACAGCACAGAUACACACACUCUCACACACACUCUCUCACACACUCUCUCUCACACACUCUCUCUCACACACACUCUCUCACACACACUCUCUCACACACACUCUCUCACACACACACUCUCUCUCUUGCUUGUCUUCAGAAGCCAUAUUCUUGUCUUUUUUCCUUGACAUACAGCAACCAUGGGAAAGUCACUGGUAUACCCGAAGCGGGAGAGUAAUACCAUGAACCGGUAUAAGCAUAGAGGGACAUAUGAUCUUGGUCCUAUCCACUCCAUCAUCAACAGCGCACCUGUUUUGCAUGUUUCCUUCAGCCCCAGUCCAGAUGACCCAUUCCCCGCCAUUCUUCCUAUGAUCGGCCAAAUGGGUUCAUUCGAAUAUCCCUCGUCCGGAAUAGACGACCCUCUUGAGUGCUACCUUCACGGAUACGUUAGCUCCCGGAUCAUGAACCUGGCUCGCGCCACAGAUGGCAAGGGACUUCCUAUCUGCAUCGCCGCGACACAUGUGGACGGACUAAUUCUCACCCUUACACCUAAUUCGCACAGCUACAACUACCGCUCCGCAGUGCUCCAUGGAUACGCCACCCUGGUGACGGACGUAGAAGAGAAGCUGUGGGCGAUGAAGCUGAUCACUAACUCAGUGGUGCCUCAGCGAUGGGAGAACACCCGCAUCCCACCGGACGGCGCAGAAAUGCAGUCUACCACCAUCCUCAAAGUCAAAAUCGUCGAUGGUAGUGGGAAAAUCAGAGACGGUGGCGUGUCCGACGAGAGAAAGGACAAGGAUAGACCCGACGUCACGGAAAAGGUCUGGACCGGUGUUGUCCCCGUUUGGCAGACGUUCGGGGAGCCGGUGCCGGACGGCCUCAACAAGGUCAAUGAGGUUCCGGAACAUAUCAGUUCAUAUAUCGAGCGGAUGAACGAGCAGAAUCGAAAGUGUGCAUUUGAUGCGAUCAAGGUUCCAUUGCCGAAGGAGGAGCAACAUUAGCUCAAAGGCCGACAGUGUGAGGGUGCUGUGUUUGUAGCUUCAAUAUACUUUUGUCUCCAAAUAUGCUUAAUUUGUUUGACGGUUUUGUCAUAUUUUCGAGUCAUCGUCAAAAAUAUCCCGACAGUACUCCGUAUAAAUGCGCCAGAUCAGCGCAAGCACAGCAUACGUUGUCCCUAAAAAGCGAUAAUCCCGGCUUCUGGGAGUAUCGCAGGACGGCUGGGCCUAUGAGUCUAAUAUGAAGGGCGUGUUGCGCUGCGGCCCUCGAAUUCGAGUUCAACCCCAAUCUUGGCGCCCAAAGAACCUUGUUUGCUAUGGAAGCUUUAAGCCUCUCGCAAGCCGAGAAAACUCCACAUG